Messenger RNA from Hemisphaericaspora subhashii, 2250 nucleotides. Its product is annotated as glucose-induced degradation complex subunit. The record is from RefSeq and is a predicted model, not a curated record. Gene Ontology annotation, molecular function: protein binding. The transcript has a single exon. NCBI's taxonomy places the organism in Eukaryota, Fungi, Ascomycota, Pichiomycetes, Serinales, Debaryomycetaceae. Bases 1 to 2250 code for a protein of 749 amino acids. Gene Ontology annotation, cellular component: GID complex. Gene Ontology annotation, biological process: proteasome-mediated ubiquitin-dependent protein catabolic process.
AUGAUAUCCAAUGAAUUUGUACUAGAGCUCAUUAUAAAGACAUUACAAGACUUAAACUAUGGAGAUAUUUCUGAUCAAUUAUUAACUACUAUAAGACAACAACAACAGCAGCAACAGCAAUCUGCAACCACCGUAACAGCUUCUACCCCUGAAUAUUCACAAAUUAUCGAUUGGUUCUUUACUGGAUUAAAAUCAGGUGAUUAUGAUUCAUUAAAUAAAUAUCUUACAUCUAUAAUUAAUAAUGAACAUUCAGAAUCAGAUGAAUUUAUUGCUUUAUUAAAUUAUCAAGGAUCAAAUGUUAAAUCAUUGCUAGUUUUGAUAUUAUAUCUUAUUAGAAGAAUUCAAUUCUUAGAUACAAUAUUCAAUACAACUACAACUACCACCACCCCUGGGAAUAUUCCUUCAAUCGAUGAUAAAUUACAAUUCUUAUCUACUAGCCUAAUUCCAUUAUUGGAUGAAAUAUCAAUCGAUGCCGAAUUUAGUCACUGUUUUGAUUAUCAAAUAUUACAACAAUUGAAUAGACAACAAGAAUCAAGUUUAUUAUUAGGAUUAGUACAAGAUAAACCAAUCUUAAAUUCAAAGUAUCUAUUUGGUUAUAAACUUGAUGAAGAUGAUACUGUAGGUAAAAAUAAUUUAGGAAUGUUUCCACAAUUAUUAUUUAAAGAUUUAUUUGUCAUGAAUCAACAACUGAUUUUCAAUCAAGUUUCUAGAAUUCCUAAAAAUUAUUUACAUACUUUAAUUGAACAAGCUAUAAAAUAUCAACAAUCACAAUUUCCUAAUUAUUUACCUCCAAGAACAUUACAAGAAAAGAGAAAAAUCAAUCAACAUGAAGUUCUUUCAUUACCAUUAGAUGUAGAAAAUUUCCAAGGAACUAGAUUUUCCAAUAAUGGACAAUUACUACAUACAUUAAAUCAACAUACUAAUGAAGUUUGGUUUGUUAAAUUUUCUCCCAGUGGAAGAUUUUUGGUUUCAGGUUCAUUAGAUGGUAAAUUAAUCUUAUAUGAUGUAUUAGACAAUUUCAAAUUAAUUAAAAUCUUAGAACCUACAACAGCAGCCGAUAAUUCUGCAUUCAUCCCCCUUUCAACAAGACCAAAUAGUAAUGGCAAGAAAAAAGCCGUCAUUUAUUGUUGUUGGGAUCCAAAUGAACAAUAUAUCGUAAGUUGUUGUUUAGAUACCGUGGUAAGAAUCUGGUCAGUGGCAGGAAUUCAUCAUAACAAAAAGAGAAUAACUAGAAGUACUAGUGUUGGUUCUGGUAGUGCGAUAGAUCCUAUGUCUGAUAAUGCAUUUAAAUUAAUUGUUUGUUUUACUUUGGGUCAAGAUAUAAAAACCUGGACUUGUGAAUUCUUACCUGAAAUUAAACCAACUGGGAAAAUCGAAUCUAAUGAAUCUCCUCAAUUCAUAAUUGGAUCUCCUGAUAAAGUUUUGAAAGCAUAUAAUUGUGAAGGAGUUGAAUUAUUUGAUUUUUAUGGAAAUAUAGAAGAUGAGGAUGAAGAUGAGGAUGAUGAAGAUGAAGAUGGGAUGAUGUUACAACAUGAAGAUUCUAUGAAAGAGGAUUCACUGUUGCUGCUUCAACAGCAAGCUGCCAAAAAGGAUGAUGAUGUAACCAUGCAACCUGUCGAUGAAGCAACCGAUAGUAGUAGUCAACAUAAUAAUAACAAUGUUGCCAACACGUCCAAUUCAAUCAAGAAAACUCUUGAAAGUAAUUUCAAUAGGAUUAAUGAUUUAACCAUCACUCCGGAUGGGAAAAUGUUGAUAACGGCUAAUAAUGAUAAACAAUUACAUUUUUAUAAAAUUCCUGAUGUUUUAAAUGAAGAUUCUACAACUAGAAGAAUCGCCAGUAUAAAUCUAAAGGGAAGACUUACAUCUUGUUCAAUUUCCAAAAAUGGGAAAUAUUUAUUGUUAUCUAGUGCACCUGAAGAAUUACAAGUUUGGAAUAUUUCAAUUAUGCCACCGGUAUUAUAUCAUAAAUAUAUCGGACAUUCACAAUCUACAUAUAUUGUGAGAUCAUCAUUUGGAUAUUUAAAUGAAGAGACUGAAGAAGAAGAGUUGGUGUUGAGUGGGAGUGAUGAUGGAUAUGUUUAUUUCUGGAAAUUGCAUUCAGGUGCAUUGAUUUCCAGAAUUAAGGCUCAUAAUGGAUUAUGUAAUUGUGUUGAUUGGAAUUCUAAUGGUGGGUUUGUUGGUGGGAAAGAUUUUGGGAAAUUAUGGGCUAGUGCAGGUGAUGAUAAAUUAGUGAAAGUUUGGGGAGUCUAA